AUGCUUAGCUUUAUCAUUUACGUUUACAUACAUAAAUUAAAGAUUGUAUAAAUAGGACAGAAUCAAAGCAAAAAUCAUUACAAGCACACACCGUCGCUCGUUUAAUUAAUAAUAACAUGGAACCUCAACCCUACUUUUUGGUUAUUGCAAUUUUGGUCUUCACAGUCUUGCAUUUUCUUGCAAAAUAUUAUUCCAAACCAAGAUCCUAUAAACUUCCCCCUGGUCCAUGGAAAUUACCCAUCAUUGGUAACAUCCAUCAACUUGCUCUAGCAGGACCAUUACCACACCGUGCUUUCAGAGAACUUGCAAAGAAAUAUGGACCCAUCAUGCACCUCAAACUCGGUGAGAACUCCACAGUGGUUGUAUCUUCCGCUAAGCUAGCCAAGGAAGUUCUCAAAACCCAUGAUGCCUGUUUUCAAAAGAGGCCUUUCAUUGCCGCUGUUCCAACCCUUGUAUAUGGCCCUGCAGAUAUUGCAUUCUCUCCGUCCGGCGAUUACUGGAGAGAUAUGCGCAAGAUAUGUACUCUAGAGCUUUUGAGUGUGAAAAAGGUUCAGUCUCUGGCUUCUGUAAGAGAAGCCGAGGCUGAAAAGCUCAUUCAGACGAUCCGUGAAUCUGCGGGUUCACGGAUCAAUCUGAGUGACAUGAUUUUCUCCUUGAUAAGCGCUUCUGUUUACAGGGCGACUUUUGGUAGCUACAACAAGGAGCAUGAUGAGUUUGUGGUUCUGAUCAAAGAAGCAAUGGAAAUCCUUGGAGGGUUUCAUUGGGCGGAUUUGUUUCCGUCGAUGAAACCUCUGUAUUAUUUGAGUGGGUUGAAGUCCAAGGUGGAGAAGCUGCACAAGAAACUUGAUAGGAUCUUGGAGGACAUCGUAAUGGAACAUCAAAAGAAACAAAGAGAAGGUAGGAUCGAUGCGGAGGAGGAAGACCUUGUUGAUGUUCUAUUGAGAGUCCAACAAAGUAGCAGUCUCCAGACCAAGCUAACAAUUGCAAACGUCAAAGCCGUCAUUGAGGAUAUGUUUGCUGCUGGAACAGAUACUACAGCAUCAACAAUAGAAUGGGCCAUGGCAGAAAUGAUAAAGAACCCAAGAGUGAUGGCAAAGGCACAAGCUGAAUUAAGAGAAGCACUUAGAGGAAAGAAAACAAUUCAUGAAACUGAUAUUGAAGAUCUAUGUUACUUAAAGCUAGUGGUCAAAGAGACACUAAGGUUACACUCACCAACUCCAUUGUUGAUCCCUAGAGAAUGCACCGAAGCAACCAACAUUCAUGGCUAUGCUAUACCAAUCAAAACAAGAGUGAUGGUUAAUGUGUGGGCAAUUGCAAGAGAUCCCCAAUACUGGCAUGACUCUGAGAGUUUUAUACCUGAGAGAUUUGAAGAAAGUUCUUUGGACUUCAAAGGGAAUAAUUUUGAGUAUUUACCAUUUGGGGCAGGAAGAAGAAUAUGCCCUGGCAUGACUUUUGGUGUUGCCAGCGUUACACUUCCUUUGGCUCUCUUACUUUACCAUUUCAAUUGGGAACUCCCCAGUGGGAUGAAGCCUGAAGAUGUAGACAUGACUGAACUCGCUGGCUUGGCAAUUGGAAGAAAACAUGCCUUGUGUCUGAUUCCCACUGUUUAUGAUCCAUAACUUUAUCAUA
Arachis stenosperma is the source of this 1629-nucleotide messenger RNA. RefSeq names its product cytochrome P450 71D8-like. The record is from RefSeq and is a predicted model, not a curated record. NCBI's taxonomy places the organism in Eukaryota, Viridiplantae, Streptophyta, Magnoliopsida, Fabales, Fabaceae. The transcript has 2 exons. Bases 117 to 1619 code for a protein of 500 amino acids. Gene Ontology annotation, molecular function: iron ion binding; oxidoreductase activity, acting on paired donors, with incorporation or reduction of molecular oxygen; heme binding.